This is a messenger RNA of Chaetomium strumarium, 999 nucleotides long. Its product is annotated as glycoside hydrolase family 61 protein. Gene Ontology annotation, cellular component: extracellular region. Gene Ontology annotation, biological process: carbohydrate metabolic process. Bases 1 to 999 code for a protein of 332 amino acids. NCBI's taxonomy places the organism in Eukaryota, Fungi, Ascomycota, Sordariomycetes, Sordariales, Chaetomiaceae. Gene Ontology annotation, molecular function: cellulose binding. The record is from RefSeq and is a predicted model, not a curated record. The transcript is spliced from 4 exons.
AUGAAGGGACUCCUCACUGUAGCGGCCGUCUCGCUGGCGGUCAGCGAGGCCUCAGCCCACUAUAUCUUUCAGCAGCUCACGACGGGCGGCGUCAAGCACGAUGUGUUCCAGUACAUCCGCAAGAACAGCAACUACAACUCGCCCGUGACAGACCUGUCCUCCCACGACCUCCGGUGCAAUGUCGGUGCCACCGGAGCCGGCACCGACACCGUGACGGUCAAGGCAGGCGACUCCUUCACCUUUACGCUCGACACGCCCGUCUAUCACCAGGGUCCGGUCUCCCUCUACAUGUCCAAGGCUCCUGGCAAGGCAUCGGACUACGACGGUAGCGGCCCUUGGUUUAAGAUUAAAGACUGGGCCCCCGAUUUCAGCAGCGGCAGCGCAACAUGGAACAUGGCGGGUUCCUACACCUACAACAUCCCAACCUGCAUCCCCAACGGCGACUAUCUGCUCCGCAUUCAGUCCCUCGGCAUCCACAACCCCUGGCCGGCAGGUAUCCCGCAGUUCUACAUCUCCUGCGCCCAAAUCACCGUCACGGGAGGCGGGAACGGCAACCCCGGCCCGACCGCACUCAUCCCGGGCGCUUUCAAAGAGACCGAUCCGGGCUAUACGGCCAACGCAAGUCCUUUUCUCAUUUCUCCUGUUCCUUCAUCCUCCACCUUUGACCCCUCACUCCCCCUUCCCCUGGCAUCGCAUCUUAGGAUCUACUCCAACUUCCACAACUACACCGUCCCCGGCCCGGCCGUCUUCUCCUGCAACGGCGGCGGCGCGAACCCCAGCCCCGACCCGUCUCCCUCCCAGAACCCAACACCCACCACGCUGGUGACAUCGACCACGACAAGAGCAGCGCCCACCACAUCAUCUUCUUCGGCCCCGCCCUCCUCGUGCACCGUCGCCAAGUGGGGCCAGUGCGGUGGCCAGGGCUACAGUGGCUGCACCGCCUGCGCUGCGGGUUCCACGUGCAGCAAGCAGAAUGAUUAUUUCUCACAGUGUCUUUGA